AUGCACCUGCGUGACCCCGCCAGCGAUGGUUUCAUCGGCACGCAGGUGUCCCUCUCGCUGGACGCAACGGUCGCCGACCUGCAGCAGCAGAUACAGGAGUCCCAUGACCUGCUCGCGCGGCAGCAGAAGGUCAUCAGCUCGGGCAAGACCCUGUCCGCCAAGCCGUCGCAGACCCUGCGCGCCGCAGGCCUCAAAGACGGCGCCAAGGUCAUGAUCAUGGCUACAGCAGGCACACACGCCGCAGCACAGACGGCGGGCAAGCGGAUGGCACAGAGUGCUGCGGAUGCGAAGAAGGCCGAAGAGGCGAAACGACGCAUCGAGGCGAUCCGCGCGGGACGCGACCCUGACGCGGUGCGUGGGGACAUCGAUGCACAGCCGAAGAAACCGCCAGUGUCCAGCCUGCCGCAGCGCGUCCCGACGUGGGCCGCUACUGGCAUCGUCGGGCUGCGCGAGCUCGCCCUCGCCGAGCUGCCGGAGGUGUGUCUGCAAGUCGGGGCCAGGGCGCGCGUCCUCGACCUGGGACGGAACCGCCUCGCGGGGCUGCCGACGUCCAUCGGUGCCCUGUCGGGUCUCCUGCGGCUCAACCUGGGACACAACCAGGUGACGGCGCGGGGCGUGGGGCCCGCGCUCGCGGCGGUGCCGCUCCUGGAAGUGCUCUACUUGAACGACAACAAGCUGAGUGAAGUUCCCGGCGAGAUAGGAUCCCUCAAACAUCUGACCAAGCUCAAUCUCAGCAACAACGAGAUCGCCGGCGGGGUGGAGGCGCUGGCGGCCUGCACAGCGCUCGACACGCUCUCGCUCGCCUCGAACAAGCUCGCCGCGAUCCCCCCCGAACUCGCCGCCUGCACGGCUCUCAAGGACAUGGAGCUGCCGCGCAACAGGAUCCGCGAGAUCCCCGUGGAGCUCGCAGCCCUGCAGCAGCUCCAGAUCCUGGACCUGCACAACAACCUGGUGGAGACGGUGCCCGCGGCGGUGUUCCGCGGGUGCGUCGCGCUGCACACGCUCAGCCUGCACGGCAACCCGAUCACCGUGGACAAGCUCCGCGAGCUCGACGGGUUCGCGGAGAUGGAGGCGCGCAGGCGCAGCAAGGUGGACAAGCAGAUCGACCGGCGGGUGAUGCUCAACACGGGGCAGUUCGACGAGGGCGCGGACUUCCAGCGCUGGGUCCGGCCGAACAAGGACGGCAAGAAGUUCGGCGACGUCGAGUAA
Molecule: messenger RNA, 1209 nt
Organism: Pedinophyceae sp. YPF-701
Lineage: Eukaryota; Viridiplantae; Chlorophyta; Pedinophyceae
Source: the annotation of a GenBank genome assembly